Messenger RNA from Ostertagia ostertagi, 471 nucleotides. The record is from the annotation of a GenBank genome assembly. NCBI's taxonomy places the organism in Eukaryota, Metazoa, Nematoda, Chromadorea, Rhabditida, Trichostrongylidae.
AUGAGAAGAGAACAGGCUAGCCAUAGUCCAAAGUCAGAUAAAAGCAGGUCACCAGUGUCGUCGCGACGAAACUCUGACGUCACAAAGAAGCUGCUCAAAGCCACCGAUUCACUUUUAACGAAGAACUGCCAGAAGUUACAGCGAAAGGAAAACGGCAGUCCAUUGGCACCAAGAUCGGCACGUCAGAUGGAAUCAGUGUCCGACUCGUCGGAUGCAGAGGACUCGUCGUGGAGCAGUCCUGUAAGAAGUCCAUUCAUUGAUGGCGCGAUCAGGAAGAUGAUGAAUGGACCCCCAGACGGAAUGGUGUACGAGCCCGGCCGGCGAGAAUCCAUCGAGACUUUGAUCAGUAGCGUCCAUGCUCAACAGGUUCCCAACCUGGAGACGCUCAUUCUCUUCUAUCAGGACAGUAACGGAGUGAAAUCAAAAAUGGCUCAGGUCAAGGAAAAUGGAGCUUCUGCAGCAAUCAGGUAG